UGUCAGCCACGGAGUGAACAAGUGCCCUCGCCGAAAACUCUCUCGUUGCAACUCUUGAGUGUGAGAGAAGUAAAGUGUGCUUCUCUUUUUUUUUUUAGUUGAACCCUGCGAAAAGAAGAUGGCAGACUACCGGGAAGACACCGGAGCUCGGGCCCUGCUGGCUUUACAGUCGGCACCGUGCAGUCCCGUGCGUGUUGCGGUGACCUCGCACCCCUAUCACCAGCCUUCGUUUGGCUUCUUGGGUCCUCCGCUGGUGGAAACCCGUGCCGACGCCGGGAUUCUUCCCAUUCGCCUAGCGUGCCCUCCUCCACAGGCCCUGGCCAGACUUGAGGGCCGGGACUUUGAGUUUGUCAUGCGCCAGAGGACGGUCACCAUCGGCCGGAACUCGUCUCACGGCUCAGUGGACAUUAACAUGGGUCAUUCGAGUUUCAUUUCACGGCGACAUCUGCAGAUCACCUACGACGAGGCACACGGGUUCUCCCUCCGGUGCUUGGGCAAGAAUGGCGUGUUCGUCGACGGUGUGUUUCAGCGGAGAGGGGCGCCGCCGCUGCCGCUACCCCGAGAGUGUAUGUUUCGUUUUCCCAGCACAGUAAUCAAGAUCCAGUUCAUGUCACUCCUGGCGCCAGACGAGCACAGAGAGAGGGAGCAACCUGCACUUCCCCCUCGCCCUCUUCUGCCCCACAUUUCCCCCCUCAAAAUCAGCAUUCCCACAAUGCAGCAGCACGAAGAGCACAUCCGAGCGUUUGGCUCUCCACUGCCUUCGCCCACUGGUACCAUCAGUGUUCCUAACUCCUGUCCGGCUAGUCCACGAGGUGCAGGGUCAUCAGGGUAUCGCUAUGGACGCAACGUGACCUCUGACCUCCAGUUAGCAGCUGAAUUUGCAGCCAAGGCCGUUUCUGAGCAGAGACGAAGCCUCAUCGAUCAGAGAUGUGGUGGAAGUGAGCCGCGUGGGGAGUCAGCUGGCGGAGACAGCCCCAAGGAUGAGUCCAAGCCCCCUUAUUCCUAUGCACAGCUGAUUGUCCAGGCCAUCUCCUCUGCCUCGGACAAACAGCUGACUCUCAGUGGCAUAUACGCCCACAUCACCAAACACUACCCCUACUAUCGCACUGCAGACAAGGGGUGGCAGAACUCGAUCAGACACAACUUGUCUCUCAACCGCUACUUCCUGAAGGUGGCUCGAUCUCAGGAUGAGCCGGGGAAAGGUAGUUUUUGGCGGGUAGAUUCCGCCUCUGAGAGCAAGCUGGUAGAACAGGCAUUCAGGAAAAGACGGCAAAGAGGAGUGGCUUGCUUUAGGACGCCAUUCGGACCUCUCUCUUCUAGGAGUGCCCCUGCAUCCCCGACCCACCAGGGGCUUCUCUCUCCUCCAUCCAGCGGGCUGCAGACUCCUGAAUGUCUGAGCAGGGAGGGCUCUCCCAUUCCCCAUGACCACCAUGAGCAGCUAGCUCACAAAUUGGCAUCUGUGCCUGAGUACAGGUACUCUCAGAGUGCCCCAGGAUCUCCAGUCAGUGCUCAGCCUGUCAUCAUGGCUGCCCCCCAUCACCUGGCAGGGAAAGCCCUUGCUCUAGUUCCAGGUGGUGGUGGUCAAGUCCAGCCCAUCCACCUGCUUCAGAACGCCCCUCAGUCCUCCAUCACCAUGCUCAGGGUGGUAACCAGUGCCCCUCUUGCAUCCAAUCCUCUGAAUGGGUACAGCACAUCCUCUGUUGGAGCAGCAGAGGGCAACAGUGAUCUCAGAGAAGCCCAGCUGAACAGGGAGCAAGUGAUCCAGACUGUGGACAGUGCGGUGCAGCAGGGCGGGGAUGGGAGGAACUUCGUCCCAGGUUUACAUCAACUUCCUGUCCGUCCGGUGACCCAGAAUGGCAAACACACCACUGCUGUUGUUGCCACGGCGAACAGCCUUGCUAUUGCAUCUGGCCUCUGUAGUCCUCUCCAGAUCCUGGCUGCUCAGGCCUCCAGCUCCCCUCCAGUGCUGGUGAGCCGACACCCCAAUGCAGAAACUUUAGCUGAGCAGCCAGGUGAGCCCCAGGCCAAGCGGCCAAAGAUGGAGAACGAGGGUGGGACUGAAUCUGCUCAUCAUCAGGUAACAUCUGCCCAGCAGCCUGUCAUCGUUGCCAUGACAUCACAAACCCAAGACCCCAGGAUGUAAAAACCCCAGGGCCUCUUAACAGGUACCCGAUGGACAGCCUUCUUAUUGUCCCCAAACUGCUUUGCCUUUUAUACUCAUUUGAUAUGACUGCAGCCGCAACGGCCAAAAAAUGUACAGGCAGCCUCUCUCAACAGAAGGGAAUUCACUUAUAAGGAACAUAUAUUUUGGUCAAAAAUAGAUGAAACGUUUCAAAUACAUUCUGAAUGUAUAAAGAAUAUCUUUCAGGAGUUUUUUCAGCUUUACAGACUUUUUAAUGUGAUCCAUCAUUCACAAUAAAUUAAGAAUUGAGUUAAGCUUGUGAGAGCAUUAUACAUAUUGAUAAUCAUUUCAGCACUACUUUUUCUACGUGAAUGUUGGCUUAUCAGACUGGUCUCCUCUUGAUAAUGGAUUGAAUGCAUCAGUCGCUCUCAGGCCAAAGAACUCACCUCUCCUGCACUUGUGAUAAGAGUCAUAGUUUGAUUUAAAACCAGGGAAUGUGUGUUCGCAUGUUUGAAAAUGGCUGAAAUUAACGGAAGAAGCUGUGAUAAUCAGAGAUGACAUAAUGUGUAAAUUCACACACUUGUGGACAUAAAGAUAAGAGAGGACUUAACUGUAUAUUUUCACUGACAGGGUUGAUGUUUGGGAGACUUUUAAGAAUAUGAUUGUACUCUUCACAAGGCAAUCCUUACUGAAAAAAAACAGGUUGUCUUUCUUAGAAAAGAGAAAAAAAACGUGUAUACACUGAGGCCUGGAUCUGAAUGUGAGGCAUCUUCCUCUUGCCUUCUCACACAAUAAGAACAGGGUAAUGUUUUUGUAAAAGUAAUGGAAAGGAAAACUCAUAAAACAAACCAAGACUUUUUCAGAUCUUGGUUCCCUGCAGCUCAGUGCGGUUUGUCAGAGUAAAGCUAAAUUCAAGAUGACCUGCAUGAUUAGACAGCAGAGCUGUAGCAAAGAAAGGGCAGAAACAAGAGGCAACUAUUCGGAGUUGAUUAAAGUGGAGCUGACCUAAUGUAGACAAACUGAUUGUUGUUUUAUUAUUAUUAUUAUUAUUUUUUAGUAGUGGUUCAAGGAGAAAUGGAACAGCUUGUGCGUACAGUUUUUGUCUUAGCACAGAAAAGCAUUAUUGAAAUAAUCCUUAAAGCCUUAAGUAUUUCUACAUUUUUCGUUGUCAUUUUACUUUAACCCGUAGACAGCUUAACCUUUUUUUGUAGAUUAAUACAGCGCUUCUUUAACAGUACACAAUUAGCAACACUACAGUGGUGAUAGUUACGUUGCAUCAGUAGACUUGUAUCGGUUUUAUAAGGGGAAGGGCGGGACCAACACAUGACCACAUAUUCAUCUGCUCUCUUGAUGUUUUCUUUAUUUCUUCAGGGUACUUUUGGCAUCUUUUCUAAUCUUUGCUCCCCACUUUUUUUAUUUUGACCUUUUUAUCCUUUACCUUUCUCCUCCUCCCUCUCCUCAGUGAGCAGUCUCCAUAUUUUCUGCCUCAAACGAGGCGUCGAGCUGUUGGCACAGACACACUGCCUUAAUCAGACAUUCUCCAGCACUUUCUCCCCCCUCUCUCUCUUCUCACUCAUUCUCACUCUGCCUUUAGCUGAAUGCAAUCUCACAGGCUUCUUUUAAAGCUGGCAAUCAGGCACAACUUGCGCAAUAUUUCAGUGAUCAUUGUUGCACAUUAUAAGAAAGAAAAAAAAAAAGAUGUGUAAUGAUUGUAUGCUGCUUUAUCUGCUAAAUGAUAAAGCUAUUUAGAAGUUUGUUUUUCUUAUUUUGGAAAAAAAGAAAAAAUAUUUUGCUAUAUGUUAAAACAGCUGUCAUCAAUACGUAAACAUUCUGGAAAUAGAGAAGUAUAUGUAUUUUUAAAUGUUCCUGUAUUUGUGAUUUGUUAAAAUGUGUAGCACAAAUUAAAAUUCCUCAUUGACUUUAA
This is a messenger RNA of Labrus mixtus (cuckoo wrasse), 4046 nucleotides long. RefSeq names its product forkhead box K1 (gene foxk1). The transcript has 9 exons. The record is from RefSeq and is a predicted model, not a curated record. Gene Ontology annotation, molecular function: protein binding; DNA-binding transcription factor activity, RNA polymerase II-specific; RNA polymerase II cis-regulatory region sequence-specific DNA binding. Gene Ontology annotation, biological process: regulation of transcription by RNA polymerase II. Lineage: Eukaryota; Metazoa; Chordata; Actinopteri; Labriformes; Labridae. Bases 119 to 2143 code for a protein of 674 amino acids.